Molecule: messenger RNA, 846 nt
Organism: Adineta ricciae
Lineage: Eukaryota; Metazoa; Rotifera; Eurotatoria; Adinetida; Adinetidae
Source: the annotation of a GenBank genome assembly
AUGGCAUCUAAACGACCAGAACAUCAAGGUCCACCGGACAUUUUUUACAAUGAAGAAGAAGCCCGAAAAUAUUCGCAAAAUACACAUAUUAUCGAUGUACAAACGAAAUUAUCUGAACGUGCUAUUGAGUUACUCAAUUUACCCGACGAAGAAUCUUGUUUAGUACUCGAUAUUGGCUGUGGUUCUGGUUUAAGUGGAGAAGUACUAACUGAACUGGGCCAUCAAUGGUUUGGAUUAGAUAUAUCUACUGCAAUGUUAGAUGUAGCACAAGAACGAGAAGUUGAAGGUGAACUCGUCCUAGGCGAUAUUGGUUAUGGUAUGCCAUUCCGUGCAGGAUCGUUCGAUGGUGCGAUAAGUAUCUCAGCAUUACAAUGGUUAUGUCAAGCUGAUAAAAGUUGUCACAAUCCCGUGAAAAGAUUGUAUAAAUUCUUUUCAACACUCUACAGUUGUUUAGCUCGUGGAGCACGUGCGGUACUUCAGUUCUAUCCGGAAACACCUACCCAUGUUGAUAUGAUCACACAACAAGCAAUGAAAGCUGGCUUUACUGGUGGUCUCGUUGUUGACUAUCCCAAUAGUACUCGAGCGAAAAAGAUGUUUUUGUGUUUGUUUGCUGGUGGUCAAAUUCAACAACUACCGAAAGGACUUACUGGAGAAGAAGGUACCGAGGAUGUUCCAACACAAGCACGUUUCGAUAGAGAACGACAACGAUACAAAGAUCUUCGCGGUAAAUCAUUGAAGAAGAGUCGAACGUGGAUUUUGGAGAAAAAAGAUCGUUGGAGAAACAAAGGAAGAGAAGUACGACCAGAUUCAAAGUAUACGGCCCGCCGACGACCAAAACCGUUUUGA